This is a messenger RNA of Aspergillus puulaauensis, 1020 nucleotides long. RefSeq lists its product as uncharacterized. The transcript is spliced from 3 exons. Gene Ontology annotation, molecular function: oxidoreductase activity, acting on the CH-OH group of donors, NAD or NADP as acceptor. Lineage: Eukaryota; Fungi; Ascomycota; Eurotiomycetes; Eurotiales; Aspergillaceae. The record is from RefSeq and is a predicted model, not a curated record. The coding region runs from base 1 to 1020 and encodes 339 amino acids.
AUGCAACAGUCAUACGUCUUGGUUACUGGCGCAACGGGCUUGAUCGGAGCCCACGUAGUGGACAAACUCCUUCAAUCGGGAACCCGGGUAAGGAUCGUGGUCAGGUCGAAGGAGAAGGCCGAUGUGUUCCUUGCGAGCAGGAGAGAGCACAGCGACAAGCUGGACGUGGUUUUCAUACAAGAUCUGACGGACCCGGGGGCGUUUGACAGCGCUGUACAAGAUGUAACAGGAGUCAUCCACCUGGCAAGUCCUCUCAGAUACGACUGCGAAGACAACGAGCAAGCCUUGAUCAUCCCUGCAAUUCAGGGGGUCCGCUCUAUCCUUCGCGCGAGCUUGAAUUCUCAGGUCAAACGCGUUGUCCUCACGUCCUCCUUUGGAUCUGUGAUGGAUCUGUCUAGGCCCGAGGAGGCACCCUGGAAAUACACCUCCGACGAUUGGAAUCCCAUUACGUACGCUGAGGCCACAUCGCCACACGCAUCGGCGCGCGAGGCAUACAGAGGGUCCAAGACACUCGCAGAACAGGAAGCCUGGAAGCUCAUGAGCGAAGAAAACCCGCGAUUCGACCUGGUAACGCUUUGCCCGUCCAUGGUGUUUGGGCCAUUGGCACGAAGUCCUCGAUCGUUGGACGACCUGAACGAGUCCAACAAGAUGCUGUGGAAUGUAGCCAGUGGAUCUGUCUCCGAGGAGCUUCCCCCCUGCCAGUUCAAUUUCUGGAUUGACGUUCGCAACUUGGCAGACAUUCAUAUACAGGCUCUCCGUACGCCGGCCGCUGGGGGGAAGAGGUACAUUCCAGUGGCAAGGGAGCCCUUUACAUACCAAAUAGCUUCGGGUAUUAUGCAAGGCAAGUUGCCAUAUCUACAGGGAAAGAUUCCGACGGGGAUGCAGGCUAUCAAAAGGCAUAUUGAAGUCGAUCAGGGGCCGAUAGUAAGGGACUUUCCCGGCAUCGAGUAUACGCCGUUUAAGGAAACAGUCUCUGAUUUUGUCGGUCAGUUCGGGCCAUUCCUGAAGGAUCGCACUUGA